Molecule: messenger RNA, 4406 nt
Organism: Perca flavescens (yellow perch)
Lineage: Eukaryota; Metazoa; Chordata; Actinopteri; Perciformes; Percidae
Product: zinc finger protein 275
Exons: 2
Coding region: 560-2224 (554 amino acids)
Biological process (GO): regulation of transcription by RNA polymerase II
Cellular component (GO): transcription regulator complex; PcG protein complex; chromatin
Molecular function (GO): RNA polymerase II cis-regulatory region sequence-specific DNA binding; DNA-binding transcription factor activity, RNA polymerase II-specific
Source: RefSeq, a predicted model, not a curated record
ACACCCAGGGCAGAGAAAACGCCCUGCAAAGAGCUUCUUUGUUGACGUCAUUCCUGUGCGACAGGCCUCUCAGUACAAGACUACAGUCAGUGCAGUUCUGCUGAAAGAAGCUGAAAUGGGUGAGUCGCUGCUGAGGGCCAUUGUAUCAAAGUGUUUGAACAAUAAUUCACGGGCUUGAAUAACGCCGUUCAAGACCGUCAGCACGUUUCUCCCGCAGAGUCACAGUGGUUGCAAGAGCACGUCUUUUACCGACCGGCGCUGUUAGUUUUAAAGCUAACGUUAGCAGGCUAAUGUUAGCUAGCGGAGUCAGGCCCAGCAUAGAGCCGCAUAUCAGAGUUGACUAGCUUGUUUUUGUCAGCGACGCCAGUUAAAACAGCUAAUGGGGCAGAUGUAAUUGGUGCCAGUUCACUCAUUGUUCUGACAAAUUACAGCAACACAACUGGCAUAAUUAAUCCAGUUCGUUAGAAGUUUGGACUGUAUUUUAGUCUCAUAGUUAGCGUAGCCUGUAAACGUUAGCUUAACGUUAACUGAAUUCAAGCUAGAUAACUGCAUUAAAAUCAUGACUUCCAGGAGGACCGGCUAUGCGGGCAGCAUGGAUUCCUCUCCCUCAAAUAGCAGCAACAGCUCAGUCCACAGUGGAAAUCGUAAGCAAAGUAUAAUCAACAUUCCCGAAAGGACCGGGGUAGAGUCCUGUUAUGAUCGGAAAGCGGACAAGGCUGGAUACGGAGCUUCGCAGGGCAGCGUGACCGUAAUGUCGCUCAAAUCACGUCUCGCCCCGACCAUUCAAAGUGCCAUGUCCGCUGCAGUAGACACUCUCCUGGGCGAAGUGGUGCUUGUGCUCAAUGAGACUCAACAAGAGUUGCUACAUAAGGAACAAGAGAAUGAAAGACUCAAAGUGCGUCUGGAAGUGUCAGAGCGGGAGUUGAAGACUUUACAGGAGUGUCUGUGUAGUGCUCAGAAGCUCAUAGACCAGCUUCAGAUCUCAUACACGGGCCCUCAGUCAAUUAGUCAGUCCGUUUUCGCCCCAUCGCUGUCUUCCAUGGCUUCAAUGACUUCAGGCUUGGACCGGGAUCACCAGAACGCCCGAAAUGUGAAUGGAGCCGGUGUUGACAUGGGUCUCGGUGGCUCUGUGGAUGAUUCGCUUCAUGGGUUUGAGCCCAGAGAUGACUACAAAAUGUGCCAGCUUUCAAUCCAACCAGAUGGCUCUGUGACUAACCACGCUCUGGAAUCCUUUGCUUCCAACACAUCUCAUAUGUGCUCAGAUUCCAGCAGACCAGAUGAGCGGCAGUCUCAGGGACCAGGUGGAGCAUCCAGGUUUGAGAUUAAACAAGAGCAGGGGCCCACUUCAAGCUCUGGCCAGCCCAGCAGGAAGGAGCCUGGGUUGCCUGAUGACAACAGAGUCGAUGAUGGUGACCUUGGCUACGUUGAAGUCGGAGGGGAGGGAGGUUCCCAGCGUGCCUUUACUCACCCCAUGCGUCACCAAAGACCUGUGCGAGAAUGCGGUGGUGUGUUGCAACAGGGCGGACUUGAUGGACAGAAACCGUUGGCUAGGACUGCUGUAGGCGGGAGAGUGGACAGUGUCUCACCGGGCAGGGCAGAGGACUCUGCAGGACCUUCGGUCUGUGAUACAGUAGGGGAGCCCUCUGGAGAUCGGCCUCACCACUGCUUGGAGUGUGGAAAGACCUUCCGUCUGAUCUCCAGCUUGAAGAAGCACAUCCGCAUCCACACUGGAGAGAAGCCCUAUCCGUGUGGAGUCUGUGGUCGUCGCUUCCGCGAGUCAGGCGCGCUUAAAACCCACCUGCGCAUACACACAGGUGAGAAGCCAUACUCUUGCUCCGAGUGUGGAAACUGCUUCCGCCACCUGGACGGUUUGCGCAAACACAGGCGCACACACACCGGAGAGAAACCUUACGUGUGCGCCAUCUGUGGGAAGCGCCUGAGCCGCCUGCAGCACCUCAAACACCACCAGCUCAUCCACACCGGAGAGAGGCCGUGCUGCUGCCCCUUCUGCAACCGCAGCUUCAAGGAGCCCGCAGCGCUGCGGAAACACAUCCGCACGCACCGGGAGGAAGGAGGUCACAUGGGGAUUGGUGCCAGUGACGACACGGACCCAGACGCCUUGGAUGACAUUAACAACCUCCACCCAGCAGCUCCGUCCCCUCAGAUGAGGUUUGGGGAGUGGGGAGCUGAGGAGGACGACAGCUCGGUUGUGGACUGUGUGUAGGGCAUGAUUAAAGGAGUAACUGUCUGUUGGUAUUCUUACCACAAAACCUACUCCAGGUAAAUAAAAAAAGAAAACCUGGAAAAAGGUGUUUGUGUAGCUUAUAAACACGAUGGAUAAGGUCAUCUCUGUUCCAUGCUGUUGAAGUGAAGAAAGGGGCUAUAUAUAACCCUAGCAUUGGAGCUUUGUUUAUAUCAUUCUUUACACUCUUAGAUGUAAAAAUAACGUUUAAAAUGUUCGCUGUACAAGUAUUUUUUUCCCCCUGCACAUUCAUCAAGCAGCAGCAAUAGCGUAGAGGUUGUUCUUGGCACAGGGAGUUUGCUAGCUUCCUGGCAAUAAUUUGACAAAAAAAAGUGGACAAAAGCUGUUUCCUCACUUUAAAAAUAUAAGUGCCUUGAAAACAGGGUCUGAAAUUAACUUUUUUCCCUUUCUGCCAAAGUGGCGGAUGGCCUGACGAUUUCACAUGCCACUGCCAACAAUUUACCUGCAUUUGGCCGGUGAUAGUUUCAGACGCUGCUUGAACGCUCACUCAACCAUCAACUGAGUCGCUGCUGCUGCUGCUGUUCAAGAUAGUUCCCACCUGGAUUUUAGUCAAGACAAACUGUUUAUUGUUACUCAGCUACUAAUUAGGCAUGCUUUUGCCAACACACUGAGCUGCUCGGAUAGAUAGAAAUGGAUCCAUAGGGCUGGCUCAUGCUUUGUGUGUGGACAGACUUGCAGGAGCACAGACCAUGUGCAUUGUGUAGUUGGGCAUUAGAAACUGAACCUAAUAUCACUGUAUUUUUGGUUCAAUUCCUUGAUAUUAUUUGUAUUGCAGCCCUGUUGAGAAUGAUUCAAGUUUUUGAUGGUGCAUAAUAUAGGGAAGUCAUAAAAGAAAUAAUUUAUCGGUUUACUUAUAGUCAUUUGGUUUCUUCACCUAAUCGAUUUUAGUUGAGAAAGAUUUGUGAAAAUAGCUUUUUCAAUAAUCGUCCAGUUCCAAGUGGAUGCACUCGCAUUGAAAAAAAUCUAGUGUUUAUGAAGGACCAAAGCACAUUUGUGAAUAUUGUAAUGCCACAGAUGUCGCCACUAUUUCUAAGUAAUAAUUAAUGACCACAAAAAUCCCAUGCUAGUGGAGUCGCAGUCUAGCCCAAUGAUGCCACCUGUAAGCUAAAAAGCAUUUACAUUUACACUGUUGUGAGUGUGUGUCUUCAUGAAGCAUGAACCAGUUUCACAUUUGAGUCAACAGCAUCAAGCAGAAGCUAUCUAUGUCAAGAAUAUCUAAAUUUGAAGCAAUCCAGACUAUUUGUUAAGUCAUUUGAAGGGGGCACAGUCUGUUGGCAUCACUGCAUGCACUCAGAUCAACAAUGGAAACACUUUACCGCUUGUCGAGUCUUGAUUAUCAUCUCUCUCUCUCUCUUAUGGACCAUAUUUUAGCAUUCCAUUUUUUUGUUUAAGAUGCUGCUACUGUAUGUCUAGAAAGCCUUUUCUUUUCUGGACUUAUAUUAUUGUAACCAGACCGUCACUGGCAAUUACUAGCGGACAGAUUUUGGUGCUUGCAUGUGCAUAUCUGCUCCUCCGCUGGCAUUAAUGCCUCCUGGCUGUUUCUGUACAUAUGUAUGUAGUUUUAACCAUUUUAUCUGGAUUAAUGAGGGUUAACAUUUGUGGGAAAGUUAAUGUGCAACAACAAAAAAAAAAAAAAAAAAAAAAAAAACACAACAUGCUUUUAAAACAUCAGUAUGCUGACAUGCAAUGUAAUUAUAUAUAAUCUUACUAAAACUCUUCCUGAUGUGACACUGAUGCAUCAGGGUUAACAGCAGACCAUUAAUCUUUUCAGCCUUUACUCUGUAGGUCUCUGGUGUCAUUUACAGUAUACUACUAUAACAAUCUCCAUGUAACUAUUCUAUGUACAUUUACAGGUGUAAGUCAUUUCAAAAGGCACUAAAAAUUUUAAAUAUUUGUUACUGUAUACCCAGAAUACGAUUUGCCAUGGUAGUCUUGAUCCCAGAUUAUCAUAUUUAUUGUUUUUUGUAUUACAUACAGAGGGGGCCUUUGCAUGUAGGUUUAAACUGAAACGGCAGUGUUACAUGUGAAAAAUUAAAAACUUCUUUUAAUUCAUCUGUGUUCAACACCUAUUGCCCAUUGCCCAACAUUCAUUGUGUUACCAACUGUAAAUGUUACUAUAUUAAAGGGCCUUGUUUGUACUUCU